ACACAUACUAGUGUGUGUGUACGUGUUUGUGUGUGUGUGUGAAUAUUGAACUUGUACUAGAGCCAUUUUAGUAAGUAAACAAAGAGUGUUACAAUUAAAAGGAUGUCUCAUCACAUGAUUUUGUUGCUAAUAAUUAUGAGUGUGUGUUUUUGCGGGUUCGGGAGUCGAGAAAUAGUGACGACAAAUGCCGCGGCGGUGAAAUUAACGGGCAACAUUUCGCAGGUGGAAGAUGCAGCUUACCUUCGUAUAUAUUACGGGCAGACAUUUAAAGUGAUCAAGAACGGGUUUGAUGGCAAGAGUUAUCUUCUCAUUCAGAAUAAUUCGAAGAUGGCAACUAAAACAAAAUACUGCACCUCAAGGAUAAAAUCAUUUGUCAUUCCAUUAGCCAACUACUCAAUUGAUGCUGAUUAUUUUCCAGUUUCUUUCUUUGAGCUCCUAGGAUUACUUGGGAGUUUGAAAGGCAUAACAUCAGAAUAUGUAUCUUCUGAAUGUGUAAUAAAAUUGUACAAUGAGGGACAAAUUCAAUUAGUCAACAAAACUCAGCCACAAGAGUUGACUCAAUUUGCUGCACAUUUCAUUGUAAACACUGAUCAGCCACAGUCAUGCAAUUUUGCUACCUUUCUCCCUAUGGGUGAGGAGGCUCCUCUCCAGAAAGCUGAGUGGAUUAAGUACUUGGGAGUUUUCGCAAAUUUGGAAACACGGGCGAAUCAGGUCUACAACGUGAUUAAGAAUAACUAUAUGUGCUUAAGUAAAGCUGCAACGAGCAGGGUGGCGCCAUACAAACCGAUCGUGGCUUGGAUGUCGUAUACUAAUGGUGUCUGGUCAUUCGCGAAAGAGACGUACAAGCUAAAGUAUGUGGAGGACUCGGGCGGUGAAAAUAUCGAUAAUUCCAUAAACAAAGUCACGUAUAAUGUAUCUAUGCCAGACGAUUUGGAAGCAUUUCAUGCCAUCCUUUGUACUAUCGAUGCGGUGAUCGACGAAACAUAUACAUCGGACUUAUUGGCUUACAACGCGUCAACAUUUCUUCAAAAUUUGAAUGUCGAAGAUCAAUCUUGCUUCGGUUUCAUGGCCAAUCAGAGCCUUUGGAGACAUGAUAAAAGAAUUCAAAAAUCUAUUGCUCUUGAUUGGUAUGAUGGAGCAAUAUCACAACCUCAUCUAGUUCUAGCAGAUCUCAUUGAAGCUUUAUUUCCAUCAGGAAAUUACACCACCACUUAUUUCCGAAAUAUCGCUAAGGGAGAAGGAGUUGUAAGCAUUAGUCCGGAGAUGUGUAACAGAGAAAGCUCUGUUCCCAUGGAACCCUCGAUUGUAGCUUGCUCGUAAACGUAUCGAAAAAUUCGAAUAUUAUUUUUUCUUGCAUUUAUCUCCCAAUUUAGAGGCAUUUUUAUCAUGUGUCAAGAUUUUUAGAAAGAAAUUUUAAAAAGUUGAUUUUUUUUUGUUAAGUAUCAGGUGUAGUAGUACUCGAGUUUGGACGGAAAAUUUUACAAAUCUCCGUUAUGGGGGUUUAAAUGUAUUAAACAUAAUUCGAAAGGGGUUGUAUAAUUAACCUUCAACGGAUCUAAAUGUAAUGACACCUAAACUCGUGGGAGGUGAGUGCAAUUACGGGUGAAUUGCGUUUUGCACCUUGAAAAUAACAUGGAUUGGUGCUUUGCAUCCUUAAAUUUU
Erythranthe guttata (spotted monkey flower) is the source of this 1662-nucleotide messenger RNA. RefSeq names its product plant/protein. Lineage: Eukaryota; Viridiplantae; Streptophyta; Magnoliopsida; Lamiales; Phrymaceae. The record is from RefSeq and is a predicted model, not a curated record.